Dictyostelium discoideum AX4 is the source of this 177-nucleotide messenger RNA. RefSeq lists its product as hypothetical. Lineage: Eukaryota; Evosea; Eumycetozoa; Dictyosteliales; Dictyosteliaceae. The record is from RefSeq and is a predicted model, not a curated record. The transcript is spliced from 2 exons. The coding region runs from base 1 to 177 and encodes 58 amino acids.
AUGUUAUUCAAAUCAUUAAAUCAAUUAUUAUCAUCAUCACCAUCAUUAAUUAAAUCAACAGGUUUAAUUAAUAAACAAUCUGAAUCCUCUGGUUUAUAUGAAUUAAAUGAAACAGUCGGAACAAAUAAACAUUACAAUGCAGCAGUAUUCACAAGACCACAAAUGUAUAGCUUUUAA